CCGCCACUACAUCACGGCACAUCACAACGCACCGAUCGGCCAUGGUUCUCUGCUCGCAGGCCAUCCCAUGCAAGUCAUGCAAGUGUUGUGCAACCGGAUCGGCAAUUGCGCCAGUUGUUCUUGCUCCUGUCCUCACAACUUCGCCACCAGACCGGGUACAAUGGUUUAAGAGGACGAAAGCCGAGUACACAAGCGGAUAUCACACAGAAGCCUAUCUGAAAGCUGGGGCCAGAAGUUCGAUGGACGAUGAUGCAGCGACGGCGACAUUCCAAGAACUACGCAGACUGGAGCGAAGGUUUCGAGCGCCCGAGAGAGUGUUUCCGACUCGAUGUGAGGAGUUGAGGACAGUGCCAGCUGCAAAAACCUUUCCCUUUCUGGACCUUCCUCCCGAGGUGCGCCUUUGCGUUUACGAAUAUGCACUUCGAGAACCUUUCGUCCAGCGCCUUCGCAACUUUGUAACGCCAGCACUUGCCAGAGCAUCAAAUCAGCUGCGACAAGAGUCACUUCCAGUCUGGUUCGCUAUCAACACUUUCGUGGCAGAGGUCAAAUCGACAUUUCUGGGCAUAUCAUUCUGCUCUUCUCAUGGAACGAGAGCUGAGUACAUCUCCGAGAAAGACACUCGCUAUAGGCGUCUCGGCAAUCUCGAUCUGAGUUCCGUUGUGACUGGUUUACUCGCCACACGCUCUCCAAGGAUGAUCAGGCUCAAAAACGUCGACUUCUGUAUGAUGAGUGCCGUCGAAAAGCGAGAUCGCACUGGAAGCGAUCGUUUUGCAAUGCUUUCGGUACGAGAUGGCCGCCCAGUGCGCAUCACCACACACGUCGGAGGUGGAAAAAGCUCCGAAUACAGCAAACAUGUGGAGCACGUUUUCGAAUCGGGCCGCUCGUUUCUCGAACAGCUGGUAUCGGACCCGGAGUACCAGGGUCUCUAUAUGCUGCAGCUCAAAGACGUUGCCGCGGCUUUCAGAGUGAAGCCACCUCUCCUUGGGAGUCCGGCUGAAGAACUGCAGCCAGCCGCGGCGCCUCUACCAACCAGCCAGGACGCAAAGCCUACGAAUCGAGCUCUCGGCACCUCUGGCGAGAACGACGCGGAUCGGAAACCCUUGCUCCCAGUGAAGCCAGUGAAAAAAGGCAACUCCGGCAAGCCAAUACCACUCAGCGACGAUUUCGAAUUGCCGCAUGCCGAGACAUACUUCUCAUAGGAGCCUUUUACCCCAGCCAACAAUGGUGACUAUCAACAGCGAAGGUUUUGCUUGCUUUUUUGGAGCAAGAUCUUCAGUCUGUGCGAUGUAUUGGAGUUGGCUGAGUAGAGCACAUCUCAGAUGAGCCGCUGGACUUCCUCGCGCAUUGAUUCUCUAGAUCACAGCACUCUGAAUAUGGGAU
Messenger RNA from Cercospora beticola, 1380 nucleotides. RefSeq lists its product as uncharacterized. Lineage: Eukaryota; Fungi; Ascomycota; Dothideomycetes; Mycosphaerellales; Mycosphaerellaceae. The record is from RefSeq and is a predicted model, not a curated record.